Ceratitis capitata (Mediterranean fruit fly) is the source of this 4948-nucleotide messenger RNA. RefSeq names its product beta-mannosidase. Gene Ontology annotation, molecular function: beta-mannosidase activity. The record is from RefSeq and is a predicted model, not a curated record. Bases 26 to 2845 code for a protein of 939 amino acids. The transcript has 12 exons. Lineage: Eukaryota; Metazoa; Arthropoda; Insecta; Diptera; Tephritidae. Gene Ontology annotation, biological process: glycoprotein catabolic process.
UGUUGCUUUUAAAGAAAAAUCUAGAAUGUCGUGGGCUUUAAAGUUAUUUUUCUGCGCAUUAAACUUAAUUUUCAUAUCGAGCAGAGAUUUUUACGUGUGCGCUGAUAAAGUGAGUGUUGUGGAAUUGACCAGUUCGUGGACACUGCGCAAUCAAAAUGGCUCCAUAACAGCGUCUGCGCUCAAAAUCCCAAUAAGCGUUUAUUCCGCGCUGCGCACAACUUACGGUGACGUACUACAGUCGAAGAACGACGUGGAUUUGCGAUGGAUGUCUUACGACAAUUGGACCUUUACAAGGCAUUUCAAUGUCAAUCAAGAGGAGAUGGCCAAUGUGAAUGCAAUAAAUCUGACACUUCAUGGCAUUGACACUGUGGCCACGGUUCGGUUGAACAACAUCACCAUCGGCAAUACAAAAAAUAUGUUUAGGCGUUAUGAUUUCGAUGUUUUUCGUUAUUUAAAACAAGAAAAUAUUUUGGAAAUUGAAAUUCUAUCACCGGUGUGGGUAGCUCAAGCGAUAGCUCACACAGACUUAGAAUGGGGCUUGAAGGCACCACCUGAAUGUCCACCAGCCUCGUAUAGGGGCGAAUGUCACCGGAAUAUGCUGCGUAAGAUGCAAAUGAGUUUCGGUAGUGAGGUUGGUCCAGCAGUGCCCUCGAUGGGCAUAUGGAAGGCAGUUACUUUGGAAUACUAUGAAGUUGCAAUUUUACACUAUGUCGAUAUAGCUGUGGAACCCAAUACCACCCAUUGGAACAUGGAUGUGCAUGCGUUCUUCAAUACUCCUCUCACCCAUGACUUCUAUGGCAAUAUCACAUUGUUUGCACCGGAUCUUUUGGAAGAAAAUCCCUACGAAGUUGGGUUAACAGUGAUAAGCUAUCAGUCGCCAAAAGUAAAAUUUAUGGUGCCCGUGCCUAAGGAAUCGGUUAAACUAUGGUGGCCCAAUGGGUAUGGUGAAGCAAAUCUUUAUCCAAUAUUUGUCUCGGCCACAUGUUGGGCCACGUCGGAAGCACCACAAUUGCGGGCAAAAACUGUUUCACAACAAUUGGUGAAAAUCGGCUUCAGAACAGUCGAGCUGGUUGAGGAUCUAGAAGAGGGCCAAGGGCGCACUUUCUAUUUUAAAGUCAAUGAUGUACCCAUUUUCGCGAAGGGUGCAAUAUAUCUACCGUCGCAUAUAUUACCUGAAAACUACGACGAUGCGGAUAACCUGGAACACAUUUUACGUUCCGCAAGAGAUGCAAAUAUGAAUCUUAUACGUGUCUGGGGUGGUGGUCUUUACGAGUCAAAGUCAUUUUACGAUAUCGCCGACAAGUACGGCUUGAUGGUAUGGCAGGACAUGGCAUUUACAGGCGCUACCUAUCCUGUUGUGGAUGCUUUCCUUGAAUCGAUUCGUGUGGAAACAUCACAGAAUGCCAAAUAUCUUGCAUCUCAUCCAUCUUUGGUUUUAUUCGUGACAAACGAUGAGAUCGAGUUGUAUUUGGUGUCAAAUAAAGCAAGUUUUGGCACAGAGGAGCAAUAUAAGCGUUUGGAAAAUGAAUACAAACAACUAUUCCUUGGUACAAUAAAACCGGAAUUGAAUAUCAUAUCACGCAACUCGUUUGACCCUCGUCCCGGACCAAUGAUAUCGACGCCCUCGAAGGGUGUUGAGGAGAAUAGGAAAGAUUUACCGCUUGAUUUACAGAGCAUCAAUUAUGGUGAUGUGCACUUUUGGGGUGAGGAUCUCGACGCCCUCAAUCCCGAUAUAUAUCCACGUGCUCGCUUUAUCAGUGAAUAUGGUUUCCAGAGUCUGCCAGCCAUAAUUUCUUGGAAUCAGACAAUGUUAGAAAAUGAUUCACUUGUCGAACUAAUCAAGCACCGUCAACAUGAUCUGAAUGGCAUGGAGCCGAUGUUGAACUUGAUUGAAAGAUACAUACCAUUUCGGCCCUCAGAUUGGGAGUAUAAAAUUGACGAUUUGAUUUAUUUCAGUCAACUCAUGCAAGCUAUGGCGGCUAAAACAGCCACGGAUCUAUUUCGCAGCCAACGCGUGAAUUAUCGUACUAUGGGUGCGAUAUAUUGGCAUUUGAAUGAUGUUUGGGUGGCACCGACAUGGUCCAGCAUUGAUUACUAUGGCAACUAUAAGCUUUUAUAUUAUUGGUCCAAGGAAUUCUUCUCGCCUCUCGCCAUAAUUGCCUUGUAUGACGCAAGCAAUCGACGCAUCAAUAUAACAAUGAUCAGAGAUGAGUACAAAGAAUAUUCUGAUGCCCGCAAAUAUGUAGAAACAAUAAAUGUUUACUUCUGGGACAAGCUGUUGGCCAGGAAGACACUCACACGCGAUGAAGUUUUAGAGCUAAACUCUGUGCAGCAGCGGUCAGUGCCUUUGGACGACAUCAUAGCUACGCCAUUUACAGUUAAUAAUUCCUUUUUGGAAUUUUCGCUUUAUGAUGCAAAAGCAAAUCUGCUCGUAUCUACUUUUUUCUUACCGUCAAAUAUGAAAAGCAUUGAAGGCAUAACAGAUCCGAAAAUUACCGUUGAAAUCUCCUGGCGCUACUGCAAUGAGGACGCACUUUCAUUAAAGCGUCGUAUAGCCUACAGCUUGCUUGUGCGUGUGCAUGCGCCGGCACUUUUCGUUUUCAUUCAAAUCGUACAUCCGCAAAUAAAAAAGUACAAAUUAUCGCAUAACGGUUUCAUACAAGCAGAGCCCAUUAAAGUUGUGCACUUGGAUUAUGAACAUUCUUCGGAAUGUAUGACAAUCGAAAAUGAAAAUAUAAAAGUGCAAACAAUGAAUCAGUACCUAUUGGCCGAAGCUGAGAAAAAAGCGAAGAUGUCAGCGAUAAAUGCACGAAGACGACGCCGGCGGCGGAAAGUCGAAUUGUGACGUAUGGAAGUGGUAAAGGAAGUAAAUAAAGUCUGACAUUUAUAUGCAUGUACACACGUACCGAAGGAAAGUGGGAACAAUUGAUCUGCCCCCAUAAAGUUUUGAAAAACACCUAGUAGCUGUAGACUUCCAUGGGAAUCAGUUAGAGGCAAAUUGAUAAUUGAAGAGAUUACGAGGAAGAGUUGCUGACAAAAUGCAUUAAUUAAAAUAAUUAUAUUGGAACAUGUCCAUUUUUAACAAAAAAAAAAAAAAGAAAAUGAAAUUCUAUAUUAACUUUGGUCCGAAGUACGAGGGAGCGUUUCUGUGUUCGCGGAAUGAGAAGGUCGUGAGAGGUGAUAAAGCUCAUUGCGAUCUUCCGUGACUCAUGAUCUGUACAAAUACGAGAUUUCGUUGUUUAUAGACAAUUAGCCUUUGAGCUAUCGCCAAGCAGGCAACAGAAUCAAGAUUAAAAAAUAUGGAAAAAUCGAAUAUCCUACCGUUAUAAAGUUCCAAGCAAGGAAAAUAAGUUUCGACCACGAUGAAUGAGAUAUCAUUGUUUGAACCGACUCUUGUUCGGGAAAAUCAUAAUUCACGAGUGGCACAGUUUAUUUAAACGGGGAAGGGGAUCCCUUGAAGACGACCCUAGGCCGGCCAACACCAUCGAGGUGAGUAUGCUAGAACUCAAAAAGUUUAGAAAUUCUCCUCGAUAAUGAUCGACUAGAGAAAAAACAACUCGGCGAAAUGGCUUGAAUACUGGAUAUAACAAUUUUUGAAAUCCUACACGAUCAGUUUGGCAUAACGAAGGUCAGCUUUAGUGUUCAGGUGCAUUUUAUGGAUUUUGUAAUGACAAGAGGAAUUGUUACUGAAGAUGAAACUUAUAUUUAUCAUAACGAUCCUGUGUUGAAAUAAGAUGAUAAGUAGGACUAUUAUUCGUAAGUUAUAAAAAUAAGGGUGCACUCCAAUAUUACGGCGACUAAAGAAGCCAUUAAAGGGAAAAUUUACAAAAGGUGUGCUCUAUUUUCGCGACAACGUGUCUUGGCAUUAGCGGCCUUGCAUAGGCAGAGCUUCGAUAUUUUGAAUCACACACACUGCAGCCUAGACCUGGCCUGUUUCCGAAAAUUAAAAGUGAGUUCAGUGGUAAAAAAGUUUAUUACUGAUGAUAAAGUAUGUCCCUUGACUCGGCCUAUUUUCACGAUGAACUGUUUUUUUUUUUUGUGCGAACUGUCAUUUGCAAAACUGCUGUUCGAGUCCGAUGCAGCUAACAUUCAAAAAUAAUAGAAAUUUAAAAAAAAUUAAUUUAAUUCCUACGGAGAUGGCUUAGGCUAAAGUUCUAGAUACACAAUGGACCAAAUUUCUAUCUACGAAUAGUAGCCGAAUCGUAACGAAAUUCACUUAUUUCUGAGCGGAUGGUGACUGGUGAUGAAAGCGGCAAGAAAUCAACUUUGGCCAACAGGUGGGGAGUUUAGUUUCAUCAGGACAAUGCAAGACCAAACACAUCGAGCCCAGUUGGGAGGUUCUUAUGCGUACACCUUACAGUGCGGACCGCGCUCCAAGAGAGUACCAUCUUUUCCUUUACGUGGCGAAUGAUUUGUCGAGUGAAGAAUCGGCCUCAAGAGAAGCAAGUGAAAAUCGAUUAUCUUAAUUUUUUCCUAAUAGAAACAAGCAGCAGGGUUCUAUGAGAGAGACAUAGUGGCAUUACCUUCAAAAUGUCAAAAAAGAUAUCGAGCAUCGAGUGGUGCAGAUUUGACAUAAAUCCCAUAGAGCUUCUGCGAAGAUUACUAGAACUUAAAUAAAUACAUAAUUAAAUUGAUAGCAUUCCGCGAACAUAAAAAUGCUCCCUCGGAUGUACAUAUCUACCAGAAGGAGAUAAGAAAGAGACCCAAAAUUUAUAACGAUCGGAUCACAAUGACGAGCUGAGUUGAUCGGAAGUAUAUAUGCCUUAGCGUGCCUACAACAGAUUUGUUCAGACGUGAGGAUUUGGAUAAAAAAUUACGGCAAGAAAGCAACUAAGCACGAAGCAUAGCCGAAGACAAUUUUUCUCUCUUGUUUCUUUUCGGAAAAAUUACCAGUUUGGCAUAUGUUAUUAUUUAUACACUGUCGGCUUUCUUUUUUAAACAAUUCAGG